Onychostruthus taczanowskii (white-rumped snowfinch) is the source of this 1941-nucleotide messenger RNA. It is a transcript of the gene P4HA3, whose product is annotated as prolyl 4-hydroxylase subunit alpha 3. Gene Ontology annotation, molecular function: L-ascorbic acid binding; protein binding; procollagen-proline 4-dioxygenase activity. Gene Ontology annotation, cellular component: endoplasmic reticulum. NCBI's taxonomy places the organism in Eukaryota, Metazoa, Chordata, Aves, Passeriformes, Passeridae. The coding region runs from base 1 to 1830 and encodes 609 amino acids. The transcript is spliced from 14 exons. The record is from RefSeq and is a predicted model, not a curated record. Gene Ontology annotation, biological process: peptidyl-proline hydroxylation to 4-hydroxy-L-proline.
AUGCGGGCGCUGGGGCUCGGGGCACGGCUGACACGGGGGGUGCUGGGGGCACUGCACCGGGGGCACUGCUGGGAGUCGGGGCGCUGGAGGCACUGGGGAGCCUGGGAGCGCUGCCGGUGCUGGUGGCGUUGCUGGGACUGGAGGCACUGUGGGUACCUGGAGCACCGCGAGCGCUGGGGGUUCGGGGAGUUCUGGAGGCGCUGGGUCACGGGAGGUGCUGGAGCACUGGGGGCGCUGGGAGCACUGGGGGUGCUGGGGGUGCUGCUGGCGCUGCUGCCGCCCCCCGCCCCGGCCGAGACGUUCUCUGCCAUGCUGAGCGUGCGGGGAGCGCUGGGCGCCGAGCGCCGCCUGCUCCGCCGGCUCCGCUCCUACCUGCGGGACGAGAGCUCCCGCCUGCGCCUCCUCCGCAGGUUCUAUGAGAAGGUCCAGGCACUGCACCAGGACCCCGAGGCCUCGGUGGACAACCCCUUGUUGGCCUUCAGCCUCAUCAAGCGCCUGCACUCGGACUGGCCCAGCAUCAUCUACUGCGAGGAGGCCACCAGGAACACCCAGGCACUCCAUGCUGGCCUCAGGGAGGUGGAGCAGGAGCUGCCUGGAGCUGAGGACCUGGACGGGGCAGCCAGGGCGCUGAUGAGGCUGCAGGACGUGUAUGCCCUGAGCGUCAAGGGCUUGGCCAGCGGCGUCUUCCAGAGAGCCGGGCACCCGCCCCUCUACAGCCCCGGCCGGCGCGCCUCCCUCUCUGCCGACGACUGCUUCCACGUGGGAAAGGUGGCCUAUGACACAGGUGACUAUUACCAUGCCAUUGCCUGGCUGGAGGAGGCUGUCAGCCUCUUCCGCCUCUCCUACGGCAGCUGGAACCUGGAGGACCGGAGCAGCCUGGAGGAUGCUCUGGACCAUCUGGCCUUCUCCUACUUCAUGGCUGGAAACAUCUCUCACGCCUUGAGCCUCUCCAGGGAGUUUCUCCGCUACGAUCCCAGAAACCAAAGGGUGUCGAGGAACGUGGCCAAGUACAAGAAGCUGCUGGAGAUGGGGAUGGGGACAAGUGCCAGGCCCCUGCAGCGCCCCAACAGCACCCGCCUGCAGAGCCGUGACGCCUACGAGGAGCUGUGCCAGCGCCCCAGGGUGCAGCCAGCCCCAGAGCAGCUCCUGCGCCUCGGCUGCUCCUACGAGACCAACGGCAGCCCCUUCCUCCUCCUCCAGCCGGCCAAGAAGGAGAUGGUCCGGAUCCGACCCCACGUGGCUCUGUACCACGAUUUCAUCACCGAUGCUGAGGCUGAGACUAUCAAGGGGUUGGCAGGGCCCUGGCUGCAGAGAUCCGUGGUUGCCUCUGGGGAGAAGCAGCAGAAGGCCGAGUACCGCAUAAGCAAGAGCGCCUGGCUGAAGGACACGGCCGACCCCGUGGUGCGGGCGCUGGAUCGGCGCAUGGCCGCCCUCACCGGCCUGGACCUGCGGCCGCCCUACGCCGAGUACCUGCAGGUGGUCAACUACGGCUUGGGAGGCCACUACGAGCCACACUUCGACCACGCCACGUCCACGAAGAGCCCCCUGUACAGGAUGAAGUCGGGCAACAGGAUCGCCACAGUCAUGAUCUACCUGAGUGCCGUGGAGGCUGGAGGCUCCACUGCUUUCAUCUAUGCCAACUUCAGCGUGCCCGUGGUCAAGAAUGCAGCUCUUUUCUGGUGGAACCUGCGGAGGAACGGGAAUGGUGACGGGGACACCCUCCAUGCUGGCUGCCCCGUCCUGGCCGGGGACAAGUGGGUGGCCAACAAGUGGAUCCACGAGCACGGGCAGGAGUUCCGGCGGCCGUGCAGCGCUGACCCACAGGACUGAGCCACGUGGGACCACAGAUGUGACAUCUGCAGGUGGCAAAGCCACCCGGCACAGCAUCUCCCCAGGGAGGGAGAGAUGGAGGGAAGGGGGCAGCAGCUGAGUAGGGGCUGA